Molecule: messenger RNA, 2287 nt
Organism: Lingula anatina
Lineage: Eukaryota; Metazoa; Brachiopoda; Lingulata; Lingulida; Lingulidae
Source: RefSeq, a predicted model, not a curated record
ACUGACGCCUGUUGUAGCCGAGAUGAAGGCCGCGUAUGAUGAGGCAAGAUGUUACCAUUUACAAGAUAAUGACUCUGACUCCGAUGGGGGCAGAAAUGACAGUGAGUUACAAGUAUUGUCUGAUGGGGAAUUACAGGAAGAUCUGCCAGAUCUAGAACCCCAUAGGAAAAAACACAAGCCUGAUACUCAGGGUAUAGAAUUGUGUGACAGACCUCACGUAGCCGGCGCAGUCAAAACCGGAAUUGGGGACGUUUUACGCAACCAAAAUGGCGGCGCCCAGUCACAGAGCAACGCCGAAACGAAACUUAAAACCUGCGACAGGUUUGUUGUAAAAAAGAACGUCAUGUCUGGUAAAAUAGACAGCGCUCUAGCAGAGAAAAUUUCCGGUUAUUUGAUGAAUGGGAUUGACAAAACUGAGAAAGAAAUCACUAUGAAAAACGUUCUGUUUUUGCCACCAAUAAACUGCCCGCGCCUAGAUGUGGUACUUGUUAAUCAAGGUGUGUUCAACAAAGCGGACAGGGAAACUAGGACGGGGGAUGUGAUCCUACAGAAUUUCCAGAAAUCCCUUCUUAAAGGUAUUACUAUUUUAGCAAAAUCCAUGGAUAAAUUUAUUAAAGCUGAGGAAGGUGAAGCUGACCCUCCGUCUAUUGAGGAAACUAAAGAUCUACUUUCAGAGGCAUUAGCUAUUCUGGGAGACACCUCCCAUGAAAUUGAUCUCAGGCGGAGAGUUCUUUUUCGUCCUACCAUUGAUCCUGCACUCGCACAGGCUCUGUGUGGGGACAGUGCACCAGUUGAGGGUCAACUUUUUGGUUCAAACUUGUCUCAAAGAGUUACAGAGUUAAAAGACAUUAACAAAGUAACCAACAGUGUGGUAAAACCAAGCACCAGUAUUUUAGGAAAAGGACAUUAUCCUAACUAUAAGAGACUACAUUCACAGGCUGCCCCUCGCUACAAGCUCAAACAUGGAACUGGUAACCCUUUUUUAGGGCCAAGCUACCUGUCUCCACACAAGAAGGCAGGGUAUCAGAGCAACCGGGGAAAGCAGCAGGUACAAAGGUACAAACCAAAGCCCCAGUACCCACAGAAACAGCAAAAACAUCAGUGGUACUAGAUCAGUUUAAUGAGUGCAGUAUUGAGAAAGUUGAGAGAAGACGAGGGGGAGGCAAUAGUGAUAGCACCAGUCUGGAACACUCAACCUUGGUGGCCCCACAUUUGUCGAAUGCUGGUAGAACAACCAAUCCUUCUACCCAAGAGGAAAGACUUAUUAAGGCUACCGUCGGAUCCUCUCAGGAUACACCCACUGUGGCCAAAACUUCAGAUGAUGGCCUUUCGCUUGUCAGGGAAAGAUUACAAAAACAAAGUGUAUCAGUACGAGCCCAGGAAAUUAUAUUGAAUGCUUGGAGAUCUGGCACUAAAGUUCAAUACAAAAUAUAUUUGAACAAGUGGGAACAAUUUUGCACACAACGUAACCUUGAUAAAUUAGAUCCCAUGAUCAGUGAUGUUCUAGAUUUCUUAGUAUUGCUUUAUGAUUCAGGUAUAGGUUACUCAGCAUUGAACACUGCCCGGUCAGCACUGUCAACUAUUGUCAGAGUUCAAAAUUGGACAGAACCUCUUGGAACUCAUCCACUCAUAAAAAGGUUUUUAAGAUCUGUAUUUCAAUCCAGACCAAGUUUGCCGAGAUACACAAAAACUUGGGAUGUCAGAGUGGUUCUUGAUUACCUUAAAUCUCUUAAAACACCAUCAGAACUCACAUUAAAACAGUUGACAGAAAAACUGGCCAUGUUGUGUGUUCUGGUGACUGGUAACAGAUGCCAAUCUAUCACAUUAAUGGACAUUGAUCACAUGGAAAAACUAGAUACACACUACAAGUUUCAUAUUAGAGAUUUAGUUAAACAGUCAAAACCAGGCAAGCAUAUGGCAGACCUGCUUAUACCAGCAUAUCCUGUGGACAAAAAUGUUUGUGUCGUGACGUUAUUAGAGGAAUAUCUUGUUAGGACUUCUAAUAUUAGGAACAGUAAUAGAUUAUUUGUGAGUUAUGUCAAGCCUCACAAGAACAUAAGCACUGCUACCUUAAGUCGUUGGAUAAGAAGUGUGCUCAGUAAAGCUGGUAUAGACACAGACAUGUUUAAGGCACACAGUACACGGGCUGCAUCAACUUCAGCAGCGAAAUCGAUGAAUGUACCACUAGAACAGAUUAUGAAAACUGCAGGGUGGAGCAGACAAUGCACAUUCAGCCGAUUUUAUGAUAAACCUGUUGAUGAACCAAACUAUGGUUGCAAAAUUUUGG